GUGACCCCUUCCCUUCUCUUCCGUGCGUCCGGAAAGCUUCGGUAGGACGCUUAGCUUGGCCGUCAUCAUUAACCUUCCCAACCUCCCCCACGCGGCCGCCAUCACCACCACCACCUCCUCCCCCCCACCUCCCCUCCUCCGAUCCCUUUCGCCCGCUCAACCACCCGUCGGCCGGCGAUGCUCCGGCCGCCGACGCCGACGCGGCGCCUCCUCCAGAGCGUCGGCGGUGGGAGCAACCCCAACCGCAUCCCUGGCAUCCCGCCCGCCGAUCCCCCCUCCGGCGGCGUCAGCUCCGAUGUCGUCGUCAUCCUCGCCGCCCUCCUCUGCGCCCUCAUCUGCGUCGUCGGCCUCGCCGCCGUCGCCCGCUGCGCCCGUAACCGCCGCAACAGCGGCGGAGCCGGCGCCGGCGCCGGCUCCGCCUCCCCGUCGCACAGCCCGGCCCACGCGGGGCACUUCGGCGGAGGAGGGAGCGGAGGUGGCGGCGUAACGACGACGACGGCGGCGACGACCGCCGCCAAGGGGCUGAAGAAGAAGGCGCUGAAGGCGCUGCCGAAGCUGGCGUACGCGGACGCGGUGGCGGCGGCGGCGGCGGCGAGGGGCACGGUGGUGGGGGAGGAGGAGGAGGGGAAGGUGGAGGUGCUCGCCGAGUGCGCCAUCUGCCUUUCCGAGUUCGGCGAGCGGGAGGAGGUCCGCGUGAUGCCGCAGUGCGGCCAUGGCUUCCACGUCGCCUGCGUCGACACCUGGCUCCGAUCCAACUCCUCCUGCCCCUCCUGCCGCCGCCCCAUCGUCCUCGACGACCCCUCGCCGCCCAAGCGCUGCCGCAAGUGCGAGGCCAUAGUCCUCGAGGCCGUCGUCGCCGCCUCCUCCUCCUCCUCCUCCUCCGCCGCCACCGCCACCGGCAGCGGCGGAGGCGGCGGCGGUGGCGGUGGCCGAUUCUUGCCGUAGUGUAGGGAGGAUGGUUGUGUCCCUGACGGGUGGGGCCCAGGUCGGUGUGGGUAGUUGAGCUGCUCCUUUCCACCCAUGGCCCACAUGUCAGUAGAGAGAGAGCUCUUGAAAAAGUUUUCUUCAGAAAAAGAAAUGGAAAGGAGAAUAAUUAGAACUUGUGAAUGAAUUGUGAUUCUUUUUUUACACCUUUUUGGGUUCCUUCCAGCUUCUGUCGGGGGCAUGACAUCACAUACAGUCGUUGUUGAUGUAAUCUGUAAAAAAAAAAUUAUAUCAGUUAUGGUUGGGGUAAAAAAAAAAGAUUUUUACUA
Oryza sativa Japonica Group (Japanese rice) is the source of this 1253-nucleotide messenger RNA. RefSeq names its product RING-H2 finger protein ATL80. Lineage: Eukaryota; Viridiplantae; Streptophyta; Magnoliopsida; Poales; Poaceae. The record is from RefSeq and is a predicted model, not a curated record.